AAAGACAGAAAAAAAAGAUGGAAGAUGACCCCGGCGUGGACGCUGGUCGUUCUAGAGCGAGUGGUAGCAGUGGGUCUUCACAAAGACUGCGGGAAUCAAGUCUCAAGUCUGAUGAAAGAAGAAACAAACUCAUUGCGGAACUAAGAAGAAAGAUAAAGAAUGAAAAUAAACGUAGGAGUGACAGCUCAUCCGGUGAAGAGGAACCUCAAAACAAGCGUAAGACAAAGUCGUCAAAGUCGAUGCGGGGCAAUAAGUAUGCGGGUAAAGAAAGCAGAACUGUAGAACUUGGUUGGAUACACAACAGCCAGCAAGUACGGAAGCAAACUGGAGGCGGGACAAGAAAAAUAAAUGUUGCAAAGACAGCGGUGGCUAGUGACCUAACCGAACAAGCUACAAACUUGUUCUUUCCUGGAGGAGUUUCCAAGAGGGGCAUUAAACUGGAUGAUGUAAAUGUCAGUUUGUGUGAUUUUAGCAUGACGGACAGUCCAAUAAUGCAAUCGGUAGGAGAAACUUAUGAAAAAGUGAAACCAAGCGGAAUCUUAAGGUGGUACCUGUCAACAACAAUGAAGAGCUUUGACACUGAAUCAAAUGUGACAUCUAUGACAGAGACACAAAAAUCUGUUCAACUCAAGGGAAAAGCUGCCACUCCAAACGCAAAGGCCACUGGGAAGCCAUCGGUAUCUACUAAGGAAUUAGAUUCUGUUUGGAUUAACAGUGAGCCACCAUCCCUUGAAAUGGAUACCGUUCAGUACUCAAAUGCACCGGUCACAUCAGAGAAAUACAGGUCCGUCACGACAAAAGAGAGGGCAACAUCACCCCAUGCAUGUGUCUCACAAAAGGAAGGACUUUAUCCUGUGAUUCAGGGAGAAGUGUGCAUCAGUCAACGAUUACUGAGGGUCGACUAUUCGAAGGAUGUCGAGUCCCAGUUUUGUGAUAAAAUCAGCACACUUACCGCUUCAUCAAGGUCAGCAUGCGUGUAUGUAGAUCCCAGUGAGGAAAGCUGCAGUCUUGAAGAUAAUGUAGGUGAUCCCCUUGAGAGUGGAUACAAGGUAUCAAGAAUAAGUCAGGAUGAUAAGGUGUUUGUUACACCAAAACAUGCAUCUUGUGAAGGCCAGGAAUCACAGUAUGAAUUUCCUUCUCUUGCAGCAGCUGACAAUGCAGACCCAUACCUUAUGAUUCAUCACCCAGAUGAACUGUGGGGAUACGAAGAAGGGAGACUAAUUCUCGGCGUAGUGUCACAUCACCACAAUAACGAUGGGAUAUCCUACGAGUGGUACCGUGAUGGGGAGCCUGUUUACUCCGGUGGUUCUGUGAUAAAGGUUGAUAAACCUGGCCAAUAUCACUGCACCAUGAAGGCCUUCCUUGAAGUGGAAGGAGAACUAAAACAUAUAUCAAGGGAGUCCAACAAGCUCCAAGUAGUUAGAUUAUCACAGGACGUCAGGUCUGAUGUCACACUCAGCUCUCCCAGGAAGAAAAGUAACAGCAACUGUGAAGACCUGGUACCUGACAGUGGCAUAUCCAAGCAAACCCCUUGCGUGAAUGUUCAGGAAAUGACAAAAGGCAGCAACUGUCAACAAAUAGAUGCAACAGAUGUCUCCUGUGACUAUAAGAAUCCAAUUAAUCAUGGCUCUUAUGGAGAGGUAUAUAAAGGGACAAUGCAGGGAGCCUCUGUUGCUGUUAAGAAGAUCCGUAUGAUGAAGGGCAAGCGGCCAGAUAGGCUGAUUUUGCGGGAAGCUGCUAUUCAUCAGAGAAUCUCGCACAAUAACAUUGUCAAAUUCAUGGGCACGUACAUGGAUGUGCAUCAUGUAUACAUAAUCACCGAGUUUGUAGAGGGCUUAAACAUGCAUGAAAUGAUAUACUUGGGAACUGAUCCAGUGGACAAAGCAACAAAAAUCUCUGUUGCAGUUGGUGUGCUUGAGGGAGUCUCAUACCUCCAUGACCAGGAUCCACAGAUAAUACAUCAAGAUCUGAAACCUGAGAAUAUUCUUCUUGAUACCAGUCUUUCCCCCAAGCUUUGUGACCUUGGUCUUGCCAAGACGAGGUCGUAUGGUGUAGCCUCUACCUCUAGCAUAUCCCAUGCAGUUGGCACCAUUGAAUAUAUGGCACCAGAACUAUUUCUUCAGCAAGGUAGAAGUUCAGCAUCAUCAGAUGUAUGGUCCAUCGGUUUAACCCUCGUUGAGUGGUUCACUGGUAAAGAUCCCUGGGAUAUGGAGAACCAGGAAGAGGAACCUCAUGUAUUCAUACGGGAGUGUAUGCAAAAGAAGGAUAUUCCUCCAGGUGCAAGAGGACAAACACUGUCACUGCUACAUCCAUGUCUGAGCUACUCGCCCGUCUCUCGACCUACUGCAGUGCACCUGCUGAACAGGUUCAAAUGUCCUACAUGCCCAGAAGUGCUAGGCUGAAUGGUUGCUGGUCUUUAGACCUACAGGCCAUUGUCCCCAUUGGUCUUUAGUCAUUCGGAGCUGCAAAUGUUGGUAUCUCUUCAUCAUUUACAGGGUUUUUUAUUUACACAUACUUUUCAAGAUAAAGUACACUUCAUAAACCCAUCCCUCGUUUUGAUUUUAAACCCAGCCUCAUACUUAGAUACAGCGUAAAUGCAUUCAAAUACAAGUCCAGCUACAAACGUGAUGGGUCUUGAACAAAGAGUAUCAAAUGUCUGUCAGUUGCAAAGCCUAGGGCAAAUGUCCUGGUGAAUCAAUCAUUACAAGUGUCCUAAAUUUGUGAGUUAAUUGUAUAAAGUAAGUUUCAAGGCAGCAACAUAUACAAAUGAUUUGAAUGGAUAGUUCCCACCCAGAGUACAAAAUCAGGUAUGACUUACCAUUCUAUACCUUGUGUUUGCUAGACUAAAACUACUUUACCAGUCACUGAGCUGUACCAUGACUGCUUAUGUUUCUAUGACAAUGAAAUGAUGAAAAUGAGCAUGAUUGUUUAUGUUUAUACAGAGCGUAUCAAAACAAAGUUUACACGUGAAGAAAUCCUUUAAAAUUAUACAUUUUUAAUAUCCUUCACAUUUUUCCACAUUUAGCAUUGGUUCAGAUCUAUUUAAGCAAAUGACGAUAUAACUACAAAUAUUUCCGCUUGAUUG
Lytechinus variegatus (green sea urchin) is the source of this 3085-nucleotide messenger RNA. RefSeq lists its product as uncharacterized. The transcript has 2 exons. The record is from RefSeq and is a predicted model, not a curated record. The coding region runs from base 18 to 2402 and encodes 794 amino acids. Gene Ontology annotation, biological process: protein phosphorylation. Gene Ontology annotation, molecular function: protein kinase activity; ATP binding. Lineage: Eukaryota; Metazoa; Echinodermata; Echinoidea; Temnopleuroida; Toxopneustidae.